Messenger RNA from Perca fluviatilis (European perch), 1287 nucleotides. It is a transcript of the gene golt1ba, whose product is annotated as golgi transport 1Ba. Bases 137 to 553 code for a protein of 138 amino acids. The record is from RefSeq and is a predicted model, not a curated record. NCBI's taxonomy places the organism in Eukaryota, Metazoa, Chordata, Actinopteri, Perciformes, Percidae. Gene Ontology annotation, cellular component: membrane; endoplasmic reticulum. The transcript is spliced from 5 exons. Gene Ontology annotation, biological process: endoplasmic reticulum to Golgi vesicle-mediated transport; retrograde transport, endosome to Golgi.
UUCCGGAAGACGUGGCUGUUGCUCUGUUGCUGCAGUUAGCAGCUGUCAUCCAAAUUAUUGUUAGAGAAGUACUUGAAUGCUACUUUAAUAUUUUCUCUUUUUCUAUUUUAUCUUCACCCGUUUAUUCGGCGUCAAGAUGAUUUCGCUCACGGACUCCCAAAAGAUUGGAAUGGGAUUAACAGGCUUCGGCGUGUUUUUCCUCUUCUUCGGGAUGAUCCUGUUCUUUGACAAAGCACUCCUGGCUAUUGGAAAUAUCCUGUUUGUUGCUGGACUUGCUUUUGUCAUCGGGCUGGAAAGGACCUUCCGCUUCUUCUUCCAGAAGCACAAGAUGAAGGCCACCAGUUUCUUCCUGGGAGGUGUGUUUGUGGUGCUGAUUGGCUGGCCCAUCGUCGGAGUCGUGCUGGAGUUCUACGGCUUUUUCCUCCUGUUUAGGGGUUUCUUCCCAGUUGUCGUGGGCUUUAUCAGAAGAAUACCAGUCCUCGGCUCCAUCCUGAACCUGCCCUUCAUCAGUGCAUAUGUGGACAAAGUGGGCGAGAGCAACACCAUGGUAUAAAGGUGACUUUUUGUACCCAGACAAGGCUGUUUGAGGACAGCAGGUUUUUUAAAGCAACACGAUCUCCCAUCGGGCUGAUUUAAAACAGCUAAGGUUAUACAUUCAGAUUCCUCCCCCCCUCCAGCAGGCAAAGACUGCUUUCUGUCUGUCUGCAAUUUCAUUGGUCAGUGCUACCAAUCAAAGGUUCAUCAGAGUGAGCGUCGCACCACCAGUCUGUUACUAAAGGGUGGAGUUUCUAAGGUCACUACAAUAAAUAUUCCAAAUGCUAUUGAUCCUUCACCGUUGAGUGCAUCUGGCAUGAAAAUGGACGGAGGAUGGAAGACCCCCUCAAAGCUUUGACUCCGUCUGCGUGACUUUCUUACUCUGUGGAACAAAAAGACAAAACCACUGACCCUCCACAAGGAUGAGAAGGGGAUCGACAGCUUGCCAUGUUGCCACAUUUCUGUGCCUGUGCUUUGACUUCAUUUGGACAAAAGCUUUUGUCAUUUUGUCUCUUUGCAGAUAUUCUGUGACACUUUAUUAAUUUUUGUCCCGCAGCUGUUCAAAUACAAAGCGUGGCGAGUAUAAUAAUUUCCCUUUGUUACAUGUCAUUUCUGUUUUACGGUUGGCUAAUGAGUACUUCUGUAUAAAUUAUUUUUUAAACGAUCUGUGCUUUACUUCAUGUAUGGUGAGGUGCUAUGGUAUUUGUUACUAUUGUUAUUACUACUAUUAUUAAAGUCUGGUCCCACCAGAAA